Amyelois transitella is the source of this 4711-nucleotide messenger RNA. RefSeq lists its product as uncharacterized. The record is from RefSeq and is a predicted model, not a curated record. The transcript is spliced from 12 exons. NCBI's taxonomy places the organism in Eukaryota, Metazoa, Arthropoda, Insecta, Lepidoptera, Pyralidae. Bases 1 to 1743 code for a protein of 580 amino acids.
AUGGCGAACAAAGGUUGUACGUUCCCUCCCCGCUGGCACGGGCGCUGGUUCCAGUCUGGAGUCAUCCAGCCCAUCGUCAUCGAGGGAGACCGUCUCUCCAACAAGGGGAAGUGUAUCUCCUCUGAGGGCGACAAGUUUCUUAUUGUUGAUGAGAAAGGGUGCUAUCGUUGUGUUGUGAUGCAUGAAAAGCAUCAGAAUGUUCUUCAGUACAAGGAAACGUUCUGCUACCGGCGUGACGCCUUGCCCCACCUCUGUACCCUCAUCACUGGAGAUGCCCUGUUGUACUCCAUGUUUAGAGAGAACGCAGACUCCGUCGACUGCCCCCUUAGGGGUCCGUUCUCGUUCACAUAUAACAGAGGUCAUGGUGACUGCAAGAGUCCAGUAUCGUCAAUAGAGAGCUGUACUGAAGAUUCCAGACUCCUGCUUAAUUACCAAGCAUGUCCUGAUGUCCACGGCUCUGAAAGCACAGUCGAAGAGCUCGAGUGCCUAGCCACAUGGAAGGAAGGCAGCCUUCGGUUCCUCGUGGGGAAACUCCACCACAACCACGCAACCAGCAACGAGGACCGAUACCGAUGCUUCGUCUACGAGAAGACAAAUGGUAUUGCAUCAGGAAACGGUGCUAAAGAAGGCCCCACAUCACCAGGAGGUGUGGAGUAUAGAGUGGCCCAAUCUGGUGAUGCGACGUGCAACGGACUCUUCAGUGCCACAGAAGGGUCCAGAACAAUGGCUUUGAAACGAGUAUCAGUACGCUUCAAUUGCCAAUUCCCAACAUGGAUGACAUUCUCCCACACAUGGCACACCCUGGACUUCAGCAGUAACUACACCUUCUACCAGCGGAACGCCACGCUCAGGAUCACUAACGCUACAGGCGCUGAUAUCAAAGUGUACUGUGUCAAUGUGAAGGCAAGCUCGCCAAGUGGAAACUCCGUGGCGCUAGUUGCGCAUUGGCAGCAUCAUUGUGUCUCCCGCUUCGUAUGCGUGGUGCUGUACCGGCGAGACACCUACAUCGCGGAGCUUCAACGAGGAACUCCGACUUCAAGGCCUGAAGACGCGUGCUCGCCACAUCAUUUCAACGCGGUCACAGCGCCGUAUAUCACUUUAGUUGCCAGCAAUCCAGAAUCAAAGGAAUGUCCAUAUUCUGGAAAAUACACAAUACAAAGCAGUAGGCACAAGAGGAGCGUUAUAUCACCGAGGAGUGAUGAAGAUAGUAGGAUUAAGCGAGAGAAAGCAAUGUUUGAACAUAAUCGUAAAGAUAACGGAACUAGGUUGUUCAAUUUUAGCGUAAGGAACAUGUCGAGUACUCCAAUGUUGAGGAGUAGGAGACAGGCGGAGGAGAAGGGGGUUGCGUGUGUAGUCAGCAACUAUCAUAGACUGGAGGUCGGAUGCAACUCAGUAAAGAAUAUGGAGUUUUAUUCGACGUGUCAGAAUAAGGAAGUAGUAACAGCAUACACAUGCCAUGGCGGUUGGUACGAAGAAGGCGCGUCUUUCGUGGUGACAACGCCAGUGACGCGCGACAGCACCGCCGCGCGAAGAUACUGCUUUAUGUCGCGGGAAGUACGCGGUGGAAGUCUUGUCGUAACGCGCUCAGCCACUAACUGCGAGCGAGGAAGCGGGGGGACUGAGCUUGUUUUCGAUACUGUAGGGGAAUGUCAAGAUCAAACGAACUUCCAACCCCUCCUGAGGAUACCAUCUUCACUCCUGUCCUUAGUAAUCGUGAUACUACACUGUAUAAUACCGAGAUGAUUCGAACAGCACUAAAAUACCAUAGUCGUUUUAGAACCCCAUAACCUUGUAAUUAUAGCAUAGUCAGGCUUAGGAACAAAUCUGUAGACGAAACAAAUUUAGUUCUAAGGUUUUUCAUAAUCUGGUUUUUUGGUUGGUGGUGGCACUAGUGUUACUUCACCAGGAAGAAAUGAACACAGUUUACGAAUAGGUACCUCUCACUUUUAUAUUUAUAUAGAAGUAUAAUAAAGUAAGUAAUAAACUUUUUAUCAGUCACGACGCUUUUGUAUUCUUAUUGUAUUGAAUGUAUUGAAUUUUUAACUAAUGUAUUUAGGGUAAAUAAACAGGUUAAAUUUAGGUGCAUCACCAACUAAGAAACUACGCAUUUUUCAGCAUUUUAUAGAAUUUACUUUUUAUUUUUGCAGACUUCAAUUUCUUUUUUAAUUCUUUUUUUCAUUGUUUGAAAAUAUUUUGUAUUUUAAAUAUACACAUUUCUAUUAACACCUAUAUCAUAGAUAGUUAAAUCGCCUGAAUAAAAUUAUCUACAUAUACAAUACAUGUACUAACAAAAUUAUGUGGGCUUUACCAUUGUAAAAAUGUUAUCUAGUGUCUCUAAUAGGAACUGUGUUAUUACAUCCAUUUUUAUAUUAUUUCGUUUAAUAUGAGAUAAACUUUUUACCUUAAGUUUUAAGUAUAUUUGGUUGAAGUAAUGCUAUUCAUUAAAUGUACAUUUACACACAUUCAUAUCCGUGUACCUCGUCUGCGCAACCACGACCACUCUGACAAGAGUGUUCGACUAAGAAGAUUCAUAAAAUAAAUUCAAGUUAGGUAUGAAACAUUUCAUUAUAUUAUGGUAUUAAAAAAUGUAUCUUCAUGCAAGUAUACUAUCAUAAAAAUAUAAAUUUUUUUAAUUAUAUUUUAGGCUUUCUUCAUCAAAAUUGUCUUUUUCUUAAUAUAAUUUCAAGGUUUAUCUCAUACUAUAUUUAAUUUUUAUUUUAGUUAAAUUUCAUUUGUAAUUUUUUCGCAUAGAUGUAGAAAAAAGGGAGACGGAGUACGGAAAAAUGAAACACCAAUAGUAUGCCGGCCCACUUUAAAUAUACAUAUACGCCUCAUGCACACACUCUCACUAAUAGUGUGACAGUAGGCCGCCAUUACGUCAUAUGAGUUAUAGAUUAUCUCAUCUUCUGUCACUCACACCCGUACAAUGCCGCCAUUAAGCCUGCUUCAGCCUUCUUUUUUAAGCCAAUCUCCCGCACGUCUCCCUUUUUUUCUGGUUUUCAUUUGAAAAUAUUAUAUAACCUAAGACAUACAAUUUGAAAUAGUUGACAGUGUUUGAAAGAAGACGCGAAUGGUUGUGAAUAAUGUUUCUUGUUGCAUCGGUUUUAUAGAACUUUUGAGACUAUUUGUAUUUUAUAGUGACUGAUAUCUCAAUUUAAAUAUGAAUUAUUUGUGUGAAAAUGCGAAAUCGUAGUAUCGCAUUCUAAAGUCAUUCACUUUUUGUUCAGAAAAUAUAACAUGAUAUACCUGUGCCAUCAUAAUUAUGUCCCACGGAACCCUAAACUUUUUGUUACCUACCACGUACAUUUCGGCAUUCUAUGUCUCUUUUGUGUAUUUAUGUUUAAUUUAAUUUCGUAUGUUUUGUUAAGUAGGUAGGUAAUGGUACUACCUCAAAGAUGAGCCAUCGUUCUACCUACUAAUAAUUGUAAAUCUGUAAUUCUUGACCUUGCUUAAGUAAUGUUUGUGAUUGACUGUCAUAAUUUUUCUGUGUAUGUUACAGUCCGUGCCUGCACCUUUUUACAGUAAGAAUUGAAUUAAUUAACAUUCAACAACGCACAUUCAACUGCCACAUUUAAAAAAAUAAGGCAUAUCAUAAAUGCACAAAAAAAAUAUCGGUAUUUACUAGCACGAUAGCACCAGAUAGGUACUUUGCGGUUUUUUGUUUUUAUUUAUUUGUAUAAAUGCACAUAAAAUAAUUACUUUAUUUCAAACUGAAUUCAAAUUAGAAUUCAGUUAGGUAUUUACAUUGAUAAAUAUAAUAAUAGGUAUAUACCUACCUAUUUUAUGGUGUAUUUUUUUACAACUUACUGAUAUCUAAUAUUUCAUUUCACAUAAACUCAGAAAUUCAAUAGGCACUUACAAAAACGAAUAUUAAAAAGUACUUACAUGAAAAAAAUAUGUCAUUGUGCUAACUGAAAUAGACUGAGUGUAAAAAAUAAAUGACUCAUAUAAUAAAAAAAUCAGUAGGUAGCUGUGCGAACUAAAACCAUAAAAAGAAGUUUAGGUAAACAUGUACAAACUUAUUGUAAUAUUUUAUGUAGCUAGAAUAAUUUAGCUGUAUUUUUACAAUAUUAUUUAAACUUAAAAAGUUACAGUACAUGAAAAUAGGUGCCUGGAAUAAAUAGCUAAUCAUCAGGUUACAGUAAUUUCAAUUUGCAUAUUUUUUGUAUAUUUUGUUUAAGUAAUUAAUGAGUAGACACGAUUUCUCUAGAUAACAUGAUUGUUAUUAACGCACCAUUUAAUGGUUGCUCCUAUGAUAACUAUUUGUUACAACAAUUUUCAUGGGAAAGCUAUGUUUUCCCAAAUCAAGCAAUACUAAUAUAAAUAAGAAUAGUUAAGAGUGAAUUUAGAUAAGGAAAAACGAAUAGGUACUCAUUUUGAGAUCAGUGUACGAUGUAGUUAAGAUCAAAUUAAGUAGUUAUAAAAUCGCGACAGCAAUAAUAUAUUUGUAUUUAAAGCUAUUGAGCGUUAAAUUUUUAAUAGUUAUUAGACAGUUGUGAAUAAUGGAGCUAGCGAUUGUUAUUUUAUAUUGUGACAGAGACUAUUUCUUUGGGGAAGUGAAUCUCAGGAAAAAAUUCGAGGGAUGCUUCCUGUAAUUUUUUCUUGAGUUAUUACAUCAUCGUUAUGUUUCCAUUGUGUGAUAUACUUAGAUACAUUAAAAUCAAUUAAGUACAUAGUCGUCAGCAUGGAUUAUAAUAAACAGCGAAAUUUA